AUGAUUAUUGGGGGAGCCGACGUACCCCGAGGGCCUGCCUCCAAACGAGCAAGGACACCUGCUACAGAAGAAGGGUCGGGCCGGGAACGCCCGCGUGAAGAAAUCCUCGUAUUCAGCGAGGAGGACCUCGAAGCUAUGAUGGAACCGCACAACGACGCUCUAGUCAUCUCGUUUCUCUCAAACAACACCAGAAUAAAGCGUGUGAUCGUGGACCCAGGAAGCUCGGUCAACAUAAUCAGGUCAGAAGUAGUAGGACAGCUAGGAUUGCUCAAUCAAGUCAUCCCCACCUCUCGGGUCCUCCACGGUUUCAACAUGGUCAGAGAGGAAACAAAGGGAGAAAUCAUUAUCCCAAUCGACACGUCCGGCACGACCCAGAACACCGAGUUUCAGGUUAUCAACGGUGACAUGAAACACAACGCCGUACUUGGUAGACCUUGGAUACACAACAUAAGGGUCGUGCCCUCGACCUUGCACCAGGUAAUAAGGUUUCCCACCAGGGACGGUAUCACAACCAUACAUGGGGAACAGCAAGCAACAAGGGAAAUGUUCGCAGUCCACCACGAGACGACAAUUCCCGCAUACUCGGCCUUGGACGGGGAGGGAAGCGCGCAGACCCUUGAAGACGACGAGGAAGACUUCUUCGCACCCCGGACUUUCGUCUCUCCUAAAGAAUCCGACGAGACCAAGUCAACAGUCGAGGAGCUGGAGCAAACCGUUUUGAUCAAACACCUCCCGGAUCGCAAGGUAUACUUGGGCACGGGACUGACCCCCGAACUCAGGGCAGAAUUUAUUCAAUUCCUCAGUAAUAAUAUCGACUACUUCGCUUGGUCCCAUUUAGAUAUGACAGGUAUCCCGCCGGAGAUAACGUCCCACAAACUAAGCGUUGACCCCAAGUUCAAACCCGUGAAGCAAAAAAGGAGACCGCAGUCCGAGAUGAAACAUGCCUUCAUCAAAGAGGAAGUGGCGAAACUUCUUAAAAUUGGAUCCAUCAGGGAGGUAAAGUAUCCUGAAUGGCUGGCUAACGUAUUUGUGGUACCAAAAAAGGGGAAUAAGCUAAGAAUGUGCGUAGACUAUAAAGACUUGAACAAGGCGUGCCCAAAAGGUUCCUUCCUACUGCCCAAUAUUGAUCGCUUGAUCGAUGCUAUGGCCGGCCAUGAGACCCUCACUUUUCUCGAUGCCUACUCGAGGUAUAAUCAGAUCCAGAUGAACCCCGAAGAUAGGGAAAAAACCUCGUAUAUCACAAAAUACGGAACAUAUUGUUAUAUCGUAAUGCCCUUCAGGCCAAAAAAAUGCGGGAGCAACGUACCAACGGCUAGUUAA
Nicotiana attenuata is the source of this 1320-nucleotide messenger RNA. RefSeq lists its product as uncharacterized. The coding region runs from base 1 to 1320 and encodes 439 amino acids. The transcript has a single exon. The record is from RefSeq and is a predicted model, not a curated record. NCBI's taxonomy places the organism in Eukaryota, Viridiplantae, Streptophyta, Magnoliopsida, Solanales, Solanaceae.